CAGCGGACUUUGCAGAGAGAGGGGGGCGAGAAAAGAGAGGAAGCCGAGAUUUAAGGAGAAGAGCGGCUUGAUUUGACUGUAUACCUUUGUUCGUCUGUAGUAGCUGUGACUUUGGCUUAAACACUUUCCCUUUCUCUUCUCCGGGUUCUUGUUUUUACGCGCAGUUGUGUUUUUGUUUUUUACGCACGGUUUGUCGGGCGACAUAGCUGUCCGACUUCGGCGGUGGAGAUGUCUUUCCCCCAGCUGGGCUACCCGCAGUACUUAAGUGCCUCCCAGGCGGUGUAUGGCAGCGAGAGACCGGGAGUGCUGACGCCAUCGUCCCGCGGAGGAAGCACCGAAAUCGGGGGAAGCCCGUCAGCCACAGCGGCGGCGGUCACGUCGGUGUUGGGCAUGUACGCCAACCCGUAUGCGCACAACUACAGCGCUUUUUUGCCUUACACCAGCGCGGACUUGGCUCUUUUCUCACAAAUGGGGUCCCAGUAUGACUUAAAGGACAGUCCUGGCGUCCAUCCUGCUAGCUUCGCUGCCCACACUUCUCCAGCCUUCUACCCCUACGGUCAGUUCCAGUACGGGGACCCGGCCAGGCCAAAGAACGCCACCCGGGAGAGCACCAGCACCCUGAAGGCCUGGCUAAACGAGCACCGGAAGAACCCGUACCCGACCAAGGGGGAGAAGAUCAUGCUGGCCAUCAUCACCAAAAUGACGCUGACGCAGGUCUCCACCUGGUUCGCCAACGCCAGGAGGAGGCUCAAGAAGGAGAACAAGGUGACCUGGGGAACCAGGAGCAAAGAGGACGAGGAGGACGGCAACUUGUUCGGCAGCGGAGAUGAGGCGGAGAAAAACGAAGAUGAGGAGGAGAUCGAUUUGGAGAGCAUUGAUAUAGACAAAAUCGACGAUAACGACGGGGAUCAAAGCAACGAGGAUGACGACGAUAAAUCAAACGAGGGGAGCAGGGACCACAGGGGCGGUGGCGGCGCAGGUGGUGAGCUGGACAGCUUGGAGAAAAGACGGGCCUUCGCCCUUCAGGCCCACGAGGCCUUCGACAAAUCUAAAAGCACCAUUUCAGUUCAUCAAGGGAGUAAAGAGGCCGCGGAUGGCAACAAUAACAACACCACGAGAGUUUUGUCCCCGGACAGACCUGGGAGCUUUCCUCUCCCAGCUAACAAUAAGCCUAAAAUAUGGUCCUUGGCUGAGACCGCUACUAGUCCCGAUAGUUCAACCCAGAAACCCACGUCUCCUUGUGGCCCUGCGACCACCCACCCCUCAGCGCCCCACCAGCUCCAAACUCACCCGGCCUUCCUCCCCAGCCAUGGACUGUACACAUGCCAGAUUGGGAAGUUCCAUAACUGGACAAAUGGCGCUUUCCUGGGCCAAAACUCCCUGCUGAACGUGAGGUCGUUUCUGGGAGUAAACCAGCACCAUCACCACCAUCACCACAACCACCACUUGCCGGCUCAGCAGCAGCAGCAGCAGCAGCCGACGUCGGUGGUGGUGUCGCCAGUAGCAGCUGCAGCAGCACUCAGCAAUGACAGCAAGGCCCCACAGGAGACCCACAGUCCUAAGCACAUAGACCAUGAAAAUGGUGUAAGAUCUGAUUCGCCUCCAUCACAGCCCCUGAAGUCAUCCUUUCGACCCCUCCAUGACAGAUCCUCUCUGCCUUCCAGCGCCAGGAGUCCACAAGACGCCACGCAACGGGUCCUCACUGCUCUCUCCUCGGCUUGAUCAAGACAUUUUUUUUUUGUGCUUAAAAAAAUAAACAAAGAAAAGAAAAGAAAGACAGAAAAAAGACUUUAUUCACACUCCCUAAAAAAGGACAAUGAGAAAUAACCUAAUGCAUCGUAGCAUUCAGUCGGUACAGAACAAAUGGCGUAAUUUGGUAAUAUCCUGUGGAUGGAUGGAUUACUUCCUCUAUUGUUGUGUAGCCUAUAAUCGCGCCUAUAAUGUUACUCUCUCUCUCUCUCUCUACCCCCCCCUCCUCGACUUUGCCCAGGCAGGCUGGGACAUUUUUUGGUAGGCUUUUUAUUUUUAUUAUUAUUAUUUUGUCUCUAUCUUGUGUUUUUGGUGUCCUUCCUUUAAUGUAAAUACCAAGUGAUUUAAAUUUGU
Myripristis murdjan (pinecone soldierfish) is the source of this 2103-nucleotide messenger RNA. It is a transcript of the gene irx1a, whose product is annotated as iroquois homeobox 1a. Bases 229 to 1722 code for a protein of 497 amino acids. The transcript has 4 exons. Gene Ontology annotation, biological process: regulation of transcription by RNA polymerase II; neuron differentiation; cell development. Lineage: Eukaryota; Metazoa; Chordata; Actinopteri; Holocentriformes; Holocentridae. Gene Ontology annotation, cellular component: nucleus. The record is from RefSeq and is a predicted model, not a curated record. Gene Ontology annotation, molecular function: DNA-binding transcription factor activity, RNA polymerase II-specific; RNA polymerase II cis-regulatory region sequence-specific DNA binding.